UUUUUUUUUCAGACGAAAGAUCUCUUGAUCUAGUCGAUCUCUUUGUCGGUGCCUUCCAUUAAUCUCCUCGACAAAUCCCUAAACUGCUGUGAAAUUUUCACUCAAAGGAUGAAAGAAGAUAGAUCUAUUGAUUACUUCUGGAGAUUUCAAAUAUAGUUUUGUAAUACGAAGACACUACAAUUGGAUAGAUAGAUCCCGUCUCCUGUUUAAUCACGAAGAAAAAGCCUCAGGUGGUUUCAGAUCGGAAAAGAAUCAGAUGACGUAUAACGGUGUUAAUGGUGUUGUGAAACUUCUGUUUCCUGAGCUCAAGGCUAGUGAUGUGUUUAUUGGCAUGGUUAAAACUAAGGCGGAAAGGUACACUAAGUAUGAUGGAUCUUACAAAAUGGAGAAGAUAUUGGAGUUUCUAGGCAAGAAAAAGUUUCCCUUGAUUACAAAAUCGAGUGAAAGCAAUACUGCUUGGGUUUAUUCCACUUCUGUUAAGCUUCAGGUUAUGAUCUUUGCCAAGGCUGAUGAUUUUCAGAGUAUGGCUCAGCCUCUUGAAGAUAUUGCAAGAAGGUUUAAAUCGAAGCUCAUGUUUAUAUACAUUGAUAUAACAAAUGAGAACCUUGCGAUGCCAUUCUUGACCUUGUUCGGAAUAGAGGAUGCGAACAAAACUGUUGUUGCUGCUUUCGAUAACAAACUCAACUCCAAGUAUUUGCUCGAGGCAGAUCCAUCACCAAGCAAUAUAGAAGAUGCAGUGCUAAAAGAGAAGUGUAAGAUUGACCUGUGUGUUGUGAGGAUCACUGGCUCAAGUAACAUGUUUGAGUAAGUCGGGAAUCAACUUAUCGAGAUGUAGUGAACUUAUGAAAGAAGAGGGAGAGUUGGCUGAUGCUGAUAUUGCAAGCUGUUACUACCACUGGUUGCUGCGAGGAAUCCAUGUUGUCACUACGACAUAGGACAGAUCUG
Molecule: messenger RNA, 945 nt
Organism: Brassica oleracea var. oleracea
Lineage: Eukaryota; Viridiplantae; Streptophyta; Magnoliopsida; Brassicales; Brassicaceae
Product: protein disulfide isomerase-like 1-5
Exons: 8
Coding region: 257-808 (183 amino acids)
Biological process (GO): response to endoplasmic reticulum stress; protein folding
Cellular component (GO): endoplasmic reticulum
Molecular function (GO): protein disulfide isomerase activity
Source: RefSeq, a predicted model, not a curated record